AAGAAAGAAAGAGAGAGUGUUUGCCUCGCCAUGGAGAGCUACGACGGUUACUCAGCAACGCACGAGCAUCCAGAUCCCUUCAUUCAUGACCUGAAGCUGACCAGGGCGCAGAGGAUCAAGGGCAUCAUCCUGGGCAGCAUCCUCUUCCCUCUACGCGUGAUCCUGGCGGCUCUUUGCUUCCUCAUCAUGUGGCCUCUUGCCCGGCUACGAUUGGCCGGCCUGCCUGAGGAGGAACGCUCUCGGCCCGUCAAGGGCUGGCGGCUCUGGCUCCUCCACCCGAUGCUGUUGUGGCUGAGCCGAGCUGCCUUCUUCUUUUUGGGCUUUCUGUGGGUGAAGGUCAAAGGUCGCAGGGCAGACCUGAAGGAGGCACCGGUGCUGGUGGUGGCACCUCACAGCAGCUUUCUGGACAUGAUGGUUCUGUGUCAAACCCAGCUGGCAACGGUGGUGUCGCGGUCGGAGAACACCAGCCUGCCAGUCAUAGGAGCUCUGCUGGAGUUCAACCAGUCUGUGCUGGUGAGCAGGAAGGAUCCACAGUCGAGGAAAAAGGCAGUCGCGCAGGUCAAAGAGAGGCUGACCUCCAAUGGCUACUGGCCUCAGAUGCUGAUGUUUCCUGAGGGAACCACGACCAACGGGAGCGCUCUCAUCAAAUUCAAGCCUGGUGCCUUCCUUGCCGGAGUCCCAGUCCAACCUGUUCUGUUGCGUUACCCAAAUGAGCUGGAUACUACUCGCUGGACAUACAAAGGAACAAGCUGGCUUGAGGCACUGUGGUACACGACUUCACAGUUCUACACCAACAUGACUAUUGAGUUCCUGCCAGUCUACAGUCCUUCCCAGGAGGAGAAGGACGACCCCGACCUUUACGCAGACAAUGUUCAGAAACUCAUGGCCAAGGCCCUCAGAGUACCAGCUACAGAUUAUGUGAUGGAGGGCCGAGUUCCUGUCAACAAAGUGGGUGGUCUCUCGCUCCCACUGGUGUCGCCUGCCAGGGAAACACUCUCGCUGUUACGCAGAAACGGUCUGGGAGCGCGUGACGUGGAAGCAGCACUGGAGAGAAUGAUUGACAGGUGUCAGUCAGGAGCUCAGGGGUCAAAGGCCAGUGCAGAGGAGCUCGCCUCUAUUCUCCGACUCACGGAUAAACAGACAGCCGUCACUAUCUGUGGCCUCUUCUCCAGGGAUGAGACUGUGGACCUCAGGCAGAUCUAUGUGAGUGUUGCUGCUGUGUUGGGAUUUGUCAGCUUCAAGUCUCUGCUGCACACUGCUGUUGCUCUGUUUGACGGAGAGGGCAGAGGCAGUCUGAGUGCGGAGGAGCUGUCCGGCCUCAUGGGGGCGCUGCUGGGCGUUCCUCAGCACCACACUGCUGAGCUUUACGCUCUGGCCUCAAAUCAAGAACAGCUUACUGAGGAAAAUCUGCUGCAAGUGCUGACAAGCCACCCGACCUAUCAGAAAGCACUGAGCAAGUACAUCCCGUCCGUCCCGCUGGCCAAUGGGAAGGCUGUGAACAAAAACGGAAACGUGCACAACAGCAACGGACACCUCCACUACAAGGAAAAGUUUGAGUGAGGAUUUGUUUUCUACAGGAUGUUCAGUCAAGUUUGUGAUACUGAUCAUUCUUGAGUGCGGCAACUGGACAAAGUGAACCAGAAUAAUCGUUGGCAGAGGGUUGUAUUUUUUUAAGAGGUGUGUGUGUGUUUAGUAUGUAUUUCUGUAACAAACAGUCAGCCAUGCUAACAUUAGAAAACCAAAGAAUGACUUAAAUUAUGACUCCAUUGGCUCUCUGAGGUGUGUGUGUGUGUUGUGAAUUUGAGGACUUGUUCUUGUUUACUAGUGUACCUUUUUUAAUUACCUUUAAAAAAUGUUGUUCACGUAAAUGUCAUUUGAUGUCUUAAAAUGUCUUAUUUAUACAAUUCCCAUUCCCUCAUAUGUAUUUUGAAGGUUAUGUUGUUGUUGUUGUUGUGUUUUUUUUUGUUUUUUUAACAGGACACUAGUAUGUGCAAAAAUAAACAAAACGCACUGUAAAGGAAAACGUUUUAUUUUAUGUAAAAUAAUCAUUUUUACAUGUUUUGUGAAUAUUGUUUCUAUUUAAUAUUAAUUAAAGUGAAUUAUUUAAAGGAG
Micropterus salmoides (largemouth bass) is the source of this 2112-nucleotide messenger RNA. RefSeq names its product lysophosphatidylcholine acyltransferase 4 (gene lpcat4). Gene Ontology annotation, molecular function: 1-acylglycerophosphocholine O-acyltransferase activity. Gene Ontology annotation, cellular component: endoplasmic reticulum. The transcript is spliced from 14 exons. NCBI's taxonomy places the organism in Eukaryota, Metazoa, Chordata, Actinopteri, Centrarchiformes, Centrarchidae. Gene Ontology annotation, biological process: phosphatidylcholine acyl-chain remodeling. The coding region runs from base 31 to 1560 and encodes 509 amino acids. The record is from RefSeq and is a predicted model, not a curated record.